CGAAAGGUCACGACAGAAUUUACAGUAAUCCUUGGUAGCGAUGGCGGAACCCAGCCCGCCGGAGAAUUUAGUGAAGUACGACUCGCCCAUCUUCACAGGCGAACACAGUGAAGGAGGAAAGAAGGUCAAGCCAGCGCCAGGCACGAAAGUAGACCCCGUAUCGCGCAUUGAGGAUGUGCUGAACGCUAUGCUGCCACCUCAGACUUGGAAGGAGGAAACUGGGCACUGGAUGCGCUACACGUCCGCUGAGCCUUCCACUCGUUUUGACGUGAUCAAAUUGCAAGAACAAAUGGAUGCCAAGCUCAUUAAGCGUCAAGCGCGGGAAAGCGGCAUUUGCCACGUUCGUGAGGACAUUUAUGCCCAGUGUUUUGACGAACUCAUUCGCGAAGUGACGAUCAAUUCUCCAGAACGAGGACUGCUGCUCUUGCGUAUCCGGGAUGAAAUCCGCAUGACCACAGACGCUUACAAGACCUUGUAUGACAGCAGCAUCACAUUUGGUGUGCGGAAGCAGCUGCAGGCCGAGCAGGGCAUGGGGUCGAUCGAAGACAAGAUUGCGCUGCUCGCAGAAGAAAAGCGAGAGUACGAAAACAAGGUGCUGGAACUGACCAACAAGCUCGAAGUGAUUGAAAAGCGAGGAAGCGAACGCCGCGCGUUGCAAGAGAAACGCUACAAGGAAGAAAUCGAAUUCCUCAAGUACCAAGGCCAGCACCUGGACGCGUUCUUAAAGUCCGCGGGCGGCGCGGGCAAAUAAGUAGCGAAUUUGACUGCAAAGUGCACAUCCAAACUGGACUAGUUGUGGUAGAACGUACUAAACCAUACAGUGGAACGUACUAGUAUGUACUACCUACGUUAGUCUACAAAUCAAAAUUAUUCAAGUGGA
This is a messenger RNA of Aphanomyces astaci, 880 nucleotides long. RefSeq lists its product as hypothetical. The transcript has 5 exons. Lineage: Eukaryota; Oomycota; Saprolegniomycetes; Saprolegniales; Verrucalvaceae. Bases 41 to 751 code for a protein of 236 amino acids. Gene Ontology annotation, cellular component: axoneme. The record is from RefSeq and is a predicted model, not a curated record. Gene Ontology annotation, molecular function: dynein heavy chain binding.